Messenger RNA from Cavenderia fasciculata, 201 nucleotides. RefSeq lists its product as uncharacterized. The record is from RefSeq and is a predicted model, not a curated record. Bases 1 to 201 code for a protein of 66 amino acids. The transcript has 2 exons. NCBI's taxonomy places the organism in Eukaryota, Evosea, Eumycetozoa, Acytosteliales, Cavenderiaceae.
AUGAACAAAAGACAGAUACUUGUAAAAAAUGUUAAAGACAAAGAUUUCAAUGUUAUAAAAAACAACCAAAAAUGGAUGAACGAAUGCAAAGAAGAUAAUUAUCUCAGUAGACCACAAAGUGUACAACUUUGUUGUUGGGAUAUCAGAUUCAUUAUUCAUCAAUCAUCAUUGUACAGUUGCGAACUCGAGAGACUGUCUUGA